Messenger RNA from Neomonachus schauinslandi (Hawaiian monk seal), 2415 nucleotides. It is a transcript of the gene KCNQ2, whose product is annotated as potassium voltage-gated channel subfamily Q member 2. Gene Ontology annotation, biological process: transmembrane transport; potassium ion transport. The record is from RefSeq and is a predicted model, not a curated record. The transcript has 18 exons. Gene Ontology annotation, molecular function: voltage-gated potassium channel activity. Gene Ontology annotation, cellular component: membrane. The coding region runs from base 1 to 2415 and encodes 804 amino acids. NCBI's taxonomy places the organism in Eukaryota, Metazoa, Chordata, Mammalia, Carnivora, Phocidae.
AUGGGGCUGGAGCGGCUGUCAGCAGUCCGGCUCUCCGUCACUCCUGGGGAUUGGAAGUGGCAGUUCCUGCUGGUCUUCUCCUGCCUCGUGCUGUCGGUCUUCUCCACCAUCAAGGAGUACGAGAAGAGUUCGGAGGGAGCGCUCUACAUCUUGGAAAUCGUGACCAUCGUGGUGUUCGGCGUGGAGUACUUCGUGCGGAUCUGGGCGGCGGGCUGCUGCUGUCGGUACCGCGGCUGGCGGGGGCGGCUCAAGUUUGCCCGGAAGCCCUUCUGUGUGAUAGACAUCAUGGUGCUCAUUGCCUCCAUCGCCGUGCUGGCCGCUGGCUCCCAGGGCAACGUCUUCGCCACGUCGGCGCUCCGGAGCCUGCGGUUCCUGCAGAUCCUGCGCAUGAUCCGCAUGGACCGGCGUGGUGGCACCUGGAAGCUGCUGGGCUCCGUGGUCUACGCCCACAGCAAGGAGCUGGUGACUGCCUGGUACAUCGGUUUCCUGUGCCUCAUCCUGGCCUCCUUUCUGGUGUAUUUGGCUGAGAAGGGGGAGAAUGAUCACUUUGACACUUAUGCUGACGCCCUCUGGUGGGGCCUGAUCACCCUGACGACCAUUGGUUACGGGGACAAGUACCCCCAGACCUGGAACGGGAGGCUCCUGGCUGCAACGUUCACCCUCAUUGGCGUCUCCUUCUUUGCUCUUCCCGCGGGCAUUUUGGGGUCUGGCUUUGCUCUGAAAGUUCAAGAGCAACAUCGGCAGAAGCACUUUGAGAAGAGACGGAACCCCGCGGCGGGCCUGAUCCAGUCGGCCUGGAGGUUCUACGCCACCAAUCUGUCCCGCACGGACCUGCACUCCACGUGGCAGUAUUACGAGCGCACUGUGACCAUGCCCAUGUACAGCUCGCAAACUCAAACCUACGGGGCCUCCAGACUGAUCCCACCCCUGAACCAGCUGGAGCUGCUGCGGAACCUCAAGAGUAAAUCUGGGCUCACCUUCAGGAAGGAGCCUCAGCCGGAGCCCUCUCCAAGUCAGAAGGUCAGUUUGAAAGACCGUGUCUUCUCCAGCCCCCGAGGCGUGGCUGCCAAGGGGAAGGGGUCCCCGCAGGCCCAGACUGUCCGGCGGUCACCCAGUGCCGACCAGAGUCUGGAGGACAGUCCGAGCAAGGUGCCGAAGAGCUGGAGCUUCGGGGACCGCAGCCGGGCGCGGCAGGCCUUCCGGAUUAAGGGGGCCGCAUCCCGACAGAACUCAGAAGAAGCAAGUCUCCCUGGGGAGGACAUCGCAGAAGACAACAAGAGUUGUAACUGCGAGUUUGUGACCGAAGAUCUGACCCCGGGCCUCAAAGUCAGCAUCCGGGCCGUGUGCGUGAUGCGAUUCCUGGUGUCCAAGCGCAAGUUCAAAGAGAGCCUGCGGCCAUACGACGUGAUGGAUGUGAUUGAGCAAUACUCGGCUGGUCACCUGGACAUGCUGUCCCGCAUCAAAAACCUGCAGUCCAGGAUAGAUAUGAUUGUGGGCCCCCCACCCCCUUCAACUCCCCGGCACAAGAAGUACCCCACCAAAGGACCCACGGCCCCUCCGAGAGAGUCACCCCAGUAUUCACCUAGAGUGGACCAGAUCGUGGGGCGGGGCCCGGCGAUCACCGACAAGGACCGCACCAAGGGCCCGGCUGAGGCAGAGCUGCCUGAGGACCCCAGCAUGAUGGGCCGGCUGGGGAAGGUGGAGAAGCAGGUCUUGUCCAUGGAGAAGAAGCUGGAUUUCCUGGUGAACAUCUAUAUGCAGCGCAUGGGCAUCCCCCCGACGGAGACGGAGGCCUACUUUGGGGCCAAGGAGCCAGAACCAGCGCCGCCCUACCACAGCCCCGAGGACAGCCGGGAGCACGGAGACAGGAAUGGCUGCAUCAUCAAGCUCAUCCGCUCUGCCAGUUCCGGGGGCCAGAAGAACUUUUCGGCGCCUCCGGCCGGGCCCCCAGCCCAGUGCCCACCCUCCACCUCGUGGCAACAGCAAUGCCACACACGCCAGGGCCACGGCACCUCCCCUGUGGGGGACCACGGCUCUCUGGUGAGGAUCCCGCCCCCGCCUGCCCACGAGCGGUCGCUGUCCGCCUACAGUGGGGGCAACAGGGCCAGCACGGAGUUCCUGAGGCACGAGGGCGCCCUGCGGGACAGCGACACGUCCAUCUCCAUCCCGUCUGUGGACCACGAGGAGCUGGAGCGCUCCUUCAGCGGCUUCAGCAUCUCCCAGUCCAAGGAGAACCUGGACGCGCUCAACAGCUGCUACGCGGCCGUGGCGCCCUGCGCCAAAGUCAGACCCUACAUCGCGGAGGGCGAGUCGGACACAGACUCGGACCUCUGCACCCCGUGCGGGCCCCCGCCGCGCUCUGCCACUGGGGAGGGCCCUUUCGGCGAUGUGGGCUGGGCCGGGCCCCGGAAAUGA